AUGACAGAAUCUAACAACGAAGAUAAGGCUGGUCCAGGUAUUGCGAAUUAUCCUCAGCUCUCGGAUCUCAUCUUCAAUAACACAAGCAACAACUCUUUCAACAAAGUCCUGGGCGAACUCAAACGAAGCACAUUAUCGAUACCAAACAGACUUCGCUCGAUCAAACAGGAUGCAAACUUUGUUUCUGAGGUUGCCUCUGCGUAUGGACUGCCACUGGUCGCCAAUGAGAGGUGCGGAAGCUGGUAUAUACACCCAGAGCAGAAGAAACAGAGCGCUUACUUCAAGAGCACGGAUGGACACAUGGCACAGUGGAGUUUCAGCUUGAGAAGAUUGAACCUUCAGGUACUGGAGACCAUUGGACGAUCUGAUGGAUGUAUCAUAGUCGACUCUACAAGGCGUGGCAAAAGCAUGCCUGAUGCUUUGUCAAAAACUAUACCCAUCUGGACAACUGUUAUGAAUCGCAUUCUAUUUCCAGAUCACCCAGAUAGCCACGAAGUCACUACACCUCCCACAGUAGUAGGGGCAUCCGAGCACACCCAGAUUGCUGCACGGAUAGCAGGCUUCGUCGAGUCUCUCAAGACACUAGAACUUGACAUUCCAUCCAUCCGUCAAAAGAUCACAAAACCACUCCGGCCAAUCUGGGUAACGCCAACAUCUUCUCUGCCAGAAUCACCUCCAAACUUCCCUUCUUUCCAUCCGGUAGUCCUCCUUACAGCAUCGUCCCGCAUAUCUGGCUCUGAGUCGACAUCAGAGACUGGAUACGUACAAGGAGCUGCCGACGAUGCGGAAGCCUGGGCCCAAGGUCUGACCGCUCCUCUGUUCUGGAAACACAGCGAAACGUUAUCCAAUACCCCUGAAGACAUGAUCGAAGAAGUCAUCGCAGAGCUUGUGAAGAAAGGUGAUGGCAAUCAAGGCUCUCAGCUUACACCUAUCGGGCCAGGAAAGCGGGUCGCAAUUGGUACGAUAGAUGCCGCCGAGACGGAUGCAGGAGCGAAGGACAUAGUCAUCACAGUGGCGUCUAAAGAGAACGAAGUUCUGCGAUCGAAGAUGGAGACUGAAUAUCUACACCUCACCCUUGUGGAUGGCAAAGUAGGGAGCAGACAACUACGACACAGUCUCCCUAAUCUCAUUGCUUGGGUCAAAGCACAGCUCUCUGCAACUUCCGCAUCUCGCAUCGUAGUGGCAGAUACAAAUGGCAAAGAUCAAGGUGUGGGUAUUGCGCUAGCGAUUCUGUGUCUUUUCGUCACAGAUGAUGGAAACAUACGGUCAAGCGAGGAGGUGAAAGAUCCGCCCAAUGGACUGAACAAACAAACGAUCAAGCAAAAGCUCAGUUGGAUAUCCGUGGCCAAACCGGAUGCCAAUCCCAGUCGGACGACACUGCAGAGCGUAAACGCGUAUCUGUUGGGCUGA
This is a messenger RNA of Aureobasidium pullulans EXF-150, 1410 nucleotides long. Its product is annotated as tRNA '-O-ribosylphosphate transferase. Gene Ontology annotation, molecular function: tRNA adenosine(64)-2'-O-ribosylphosphate transferase activity. NCBI's taxonomy places the organism in Eukaryota, Fungi, Ascomycota, Dothideomycetes, Dothideales, Saccotheciaceae. The transcript is spliced from 3 exons. Bases 1 to 1410 code for a protein of 469 amino acids. Gene Ontology annotation, biological process: charged-tRNA amino acid modification. Gene Ontology annotation, cellular component: cytoplasm. The record is from RefSeq and is a predicted model, not a curated record.